Necator americanus (New World hookworm) is the source of this 411-nucleotide messenger RNA. RefSeq lists its product as uncharacterized. The record is from RefSeq and is a predicted model, not a curated record. Lineage: Eukaryota; Metazoa; Nematoda; Chromadorea; Rhabditida; Ancylostomatidae. Gene Ontology annotation, cellular component: vesicle; cytoplasm. Bases 1 to 411 code for a protein of 136 amino acids. Gene Ontology annotation, molecular function: cysteine-type endopeptidase inhibitor activity. The transcript has 5 exons.
AUGCCACCCUUUGUUUCUCUCCUUGCUCUCCUUUGCCUUCUUACAUUUGCCGACAGUCAAAUGCCGGGAGGACUUACUUUUCUAAAUGCGAGUGAUCCUGAAAUUAUGGAAAAAUCGUGGAAAGCCGUGAGUGCUGUCAAUAAAAAGCUAAAAGACGGACACGAUCUUAUGGUUCCAGACAAGGUAGUGAAAGCUCAGUCACAAGCUGGUACUAGAUACAUAUUUGAAAUAAUCUACGGUGAAUCUACAUGUAAAAAAGAAGAAGCAAAUACAGCUACUGCGGCGAAGUGUCCACUGAAACCAAACGGACACAAAGCUUUGUAUAACGUCGAACUGUUGGAGAAGCCAGGAGAGAAGGAGCAGUUCAAUGCUGCCAAAAUCACGGACAUCCCGGCCGAAGAGAAGAUUUGA